This is a messenger RNA of Gossypium raimondii (Peruvian cotton), 453 nucleotides long. RefSeq lists its product as uncharacterized. Lineage: Eukaryota; Viridiplantae; Streptophyta; Magnoliopsida; Malvales; Malvaceae. The record is from RefSeq and is a predicted model, not a curated record. Bases 1 to 453 code for a protein of 150 amino acids. The transcript has a single exon.
AUGGACAUAGAACUUGCACUAAGGGAAGAACAACCUACACCUCUUACUGCGGAAAGUACCCCUGAUUUUAAUAUGGAUUUUGAAAGAUGGGAUCGUUCAAAUCGCAUGAGUCUAAUGACCACAAAACACAACAUUCUAGAAGCCUUUAAGGGCACAGAAUCUAAAGAGAUUACUCAGGCCAAGGGUUUCCUUGACAAAAUUGAGAAACAUUUUGCUAAAAAUAAUAAGGUUGAGAUGACACCACUUCUAAAUUCUUUGAUGUCUAUGAAGUAUAAGGGUCAAGGAAAUGUGAGGGAGUACAUUAUGGAGAUGUUCCAUGUUGCUUUAAGACUUAAGACACUUAAGAUUGAGCUUUCUGAGGAAUUGCUUGUUCUUAUGGUUUUGGUAUCGCUUCAUGCACAGUUCAAUCAAUUUAAAUUAGUUAUAACUAUCAAAAUGAGAAAUGGACUCUAA